AUGGCUCCAGAUGUGCAUUAUUUUCUCCAACAGGCGCAUUGUCCACAAGGAGAGCCUGGCAGCUGCUUAGCAGGUCGUGUGGGACGUGGCUGUGGCAGUUGCGAGUUCGGGACAUAUGUGCUGGCGGAUGGCAGCUGCGCUCCCUGCACGGUGCUGCUCUUCGACAUUGUGUGGGCAAACAUGGGCUAUGUUCUUGCACUGGAGUACGGCACCAACAACUUGCUGGCACUGAAGGAGGGCAAUUUCGAACCUUGCUUGCACAGCCUUAUCCUAUGGGGCCUGGCUCGACUUUUUGAGCUCUCCAUCCUGCACCGUGCUGCUGAGCCUCUAUGGAAACUCAUGGAAGGCCUUCAGCCAGAAACUGUUUCGACAUAA
Messenger RNA from Effrenium voratum, 375 nucleotides. The record is from the annotation of a GenBank genome assembly. Lineage: Eukaryota; Dinophyceae; Suessiales; Symbiodiniaceae.